GCUGCAUGCUUUCUCGCAGAUUGGCAGCCCCUCCUUUUUUCUCUUCCCCCCCGUAGAAGGGGACGGCUGGUUUAGUCCGGUCCUCAAGCGUGGAGGCUGCUGCAGCGCUCGACAUUGGAGAUGGAAACAGAGUUUCUUGUCCUUAUAGACCAAGGAUGUUGGCAUAAGACAGCCAAGUUUACUUGAGGGAAUGUACGGAGGCCCUUCCAGGGGCAGUGUUGAAAUUAGUGGGGAGCAGAAACAUCCCUGUAACCUGUCACCUUAGGAGGUGUCUGUGGAAGACAGAAUGAUGUGGAAAUCACUGUUGAUGGUGGACCUGGGGGCAGUGGGGAGCCGGGCUCCCUGUGUGCUUCCGCUCCUUCUGCCCGCCCUCCGGUAUCGGUCCACUUCAGCCGUUGAUCAACACCAUGAACUGGCCCGUGAGAGAUCCAAGACAGUGACCUCCUUCUACAACCAGUCGGCCAUUGACAUAGCAGCUGAGAAGCCCUCCGUGAGGUUGACGCCCACCACCAUGUUGUAUUCUGGACGUUCUCAGGAUGGAAGCCACCUGCUGAAAAGUGCCCGUUACCUGCAUCAUGAACUGCCUGUCCGCAUUGCACACCGCAUCAAAAGCUUUCGGGGACUCCCCUUUAUUAUCGGCUGCAACCCUACCAUCCUUCACGUGCAUGAACUUUACAUUCGAGCCUUCCAGAAACUGAGUGAAUUUCCCCCAAUUACAGACCACGAGUCCGAGGCCCAGUACUGCAAACUGGUCCGGCAGCUUCUCGACGAUCACAAGGACGUGGUGACGCUGCUGGCCGAGGGCUUGCGGGAGUGUCGAAAGCACAUACAGGAUGAGAAGCUGAUUCGCUCUUUCCUGGACAAGACGCUCACGUCCCGCCUGGGCAUCCGGAUGCUGGCCACUCACCACCUUGCGCUGCAUGAGGACAAGCCAGACUUUGUUGGGAUUAUAUGCACCCGCCUGUCCCCGAAGAAAAUAAUUGAGAAAUGGGUAGAUUUUGCCAGGCGCCUGUGUGAGCACAAGUAUGGGAACGCUCCACGGGUGAGGAUCAAUGGACACGUGGCCGCUCGCUUCCCUUUCAUCCCCAUGCCUCUUGACUACAUCCUUCCAGAGCUGCUCAAGAAUGCUAUGCGAGCCACCAUGGAGUCUCACUUGGACACGCCCUACAACGUGCCAGACAUUGUCAUCACUAUUGCCAACAAUGACAUCGACUUGAUCAUAAGGAUUUCAGACCGAGGUGCUGGAAUCCCUCACGACCACGAAGACAAAGUGACCGAUUAUCACUUCACCACAGCUGAAGCGAGCGCCCAAGAUCCCCGCAUCAAUACCGUGUUUGGCAACAUGGUGGAAAUGGGGAACAGCGGCCAGUCAGGGCCCAUGCAUGGGUUUGGCUUUGGGCUGCCGACCUCCCGUGCCUACGCUGAAUACCUGGGUGGCUCUCUGACCCUGCAGUCCCUGCAGGGCAUUGGCACAGACGUCUACCUUCGUCUCAAACACAUCGAUGGCAAAGAGGAAAGUUUCCGCAUCUAAAAAGCCUUCUCUCGACGGGCUGAGCCCUUCAGCCACCCAACCUAGCUCAGCAUGAAUUCUUGUUCUCCUAUGGAUUUCUAAGAAAGCUACUCUCCUGAAGAUUUAGAGGCACCUGUUUCCUGUGUGGCUCCUGACGGCAUUGCUGGUUGUUCUAGCCCUCUCCUUGGGCAUACUCUGUGGUUUGCAAUCCAGAUUACUGGGUGUACCUGUGGACAAAUCGACUAUCUCCCUGCCCUUAAAUGGUUUAUUUAAAGCCACAAAAUUGCUCUGGAGGAGACCAUAAUCAGUUUUUGUGGCCCUUCUAUACACUGCCAGCUCCUUCUAGGCCCUUGCUUGGCCUAAGUCCUGUUCCUCUCUGCUGAGGGAUACAAAAACUUUGGGUGAGGGAAUGUUUGUACCAUUGUGUGUCCUCACCUUGUUUGGUCCUCAUGGACUCUUUAAACUGAAAGGAAAGACUUGUAUUGAACAUGUGGUGCCACCAAUUUCCCUCUUGCCACAUAAUUCCUUGGUGAGGACUUCUUCUACGUCAUCUUGGCUGGGGAACCAAAGUUUACGCAACAGUCUUCAGGAGGGGGUAACUUGUUAUGUUGCGCAUAGUACCAAAACUCCCUUGGCUUGAGGAGAAAAUACUGCAACACCAAAACGAUACCUUCACCAUGCAGGGUGUGGUGUGGAUUCCAGAAUGCUCUCCCUCUUCCUUACAUGGUGACGUAUUUUAUAUCCGGUCUCUCACAGCUCAAUCUUUGUGCUGCCAUUAAUUCAUUGUUUUUAUUGCAGGAAGCAGGAUUAGGGGUUUCUCUCUUCCUUCCCACCACCCUAUGGACGGAAGUGAUCACAAGACAAAUUCACUUUUUUUUUUUUUGCUGUGAUAACUCCAAUAAAAAAAACCCGAUUCCAAAA
Heteronotia binoei (common prickly gecko) is the source of this 2431-nucleotide messenger RNA. RefSeq names its product branched chain keto acid dehydrogenase kinase (gene BCKDK). Gene Ontology annotation, biological process: protein phosphorylation; regulation of glucose metabolic process. The record is from RefSeq and is a predicted model, not a curated record. The transcript is spliced from 14 exons. Lineage: Eukaryota; Metazoa; Chordata; Lepidosauria; Squamata; Gekkonidae. The coding region runs from base 287 to 1531 and encodes 414 amino acids. Gene Ontology annotation, cellular component: mitochondrion. Gene Ontology annotation, molecular function: pyruvate dehydrogenase (acetyl-transferring) kinase activity.